Anthonomus grandis grandis is the source of this 2162-nucleotide messenger RNA. Its product is annotated as dnaJ homolog subfamily C member 11. The record is from RefSeq and is a predicted model, not a curated record. NCBI's taxonomy places the organism in Eukaryota, Metazoa, Arthropoda, Insecta, Coleoptera, Curculionidae. Gene Ontology annotation, biological process: cristae formation. Bases 228 to 1910 code for a protein of 560 amino acids. The transcript is spliced from 12 exons.
GAUGUUUGUUGUGUUGCAUAAGCGUCAGGGGUUUUCCGAUUCUCACCCAUUUUUUUUUAUCCUAACCACGAAAUUUUUGUUAAAUUAAAUAUUCGUGCAGGAAUAUUAUUUUAAUUAAAAAUGUGUCCGCUUCCCCUAUUCCGAUAAUUAGUAUUUUAAAUAUUUAUGACAACAACUAUUCGCAUUUAUUGACGUUUAAUUGAGGGGCUCCACUUAACCUCAAAACGAUGGAUUUUGAUUCUGACGAGGAAAACAUUAGUGAAGAAGACUAUUAUAGCUUUUUGAACGUUCCUAAAGAGGCUUCCAAAGAAGAAAUCAACAAUGCCUAUAGAAAGUUUAGUCGCAUGUACCAUCCAGAUAAACACAGGGAGCCAGAGCUUAAAGCUAAGGCCGACAUUAUGUUCAAUAAGAUCAAAAAGGCUUAUGAAGUGUUAUCAGAUCCUCAUAGACGUGCCAUAUAUGAUUCCCUAGGUACAAAAGGUCUGGAAACUGAGGGCUGGGAAAUUGUGUCGAGAACAAAAACCCCUGCAGAAAUUCGAGCUGAAUACGAACAGCUCGCAGAAGAACGAGCAGAGAGGAGGAAAAAACAGGCCACAAAUCCUACCGGGAACAUCACAAUUGCUAUUAACGCUACUGAUUUAUUUAAUCCGUAUGAUGAGGAUCUGUUCGAGGAUGAAUAUGACAGUGGUAUGCUCGGGAGAUUACCCAAUAUCGAAGUGUCCUCGAUGCAGUUCACCCAAGGAGUAGAUUUUCCUUUAACCCAAAAGGACACCUGCACCCUCUCCGGGCAGUUGCACACGCAAAACGGCACCGGAGGUGGUGGUGUGAACAUGAGCUGGCGCCAUUUAUUUUCCCAUAAAAGUUGGGCCGAAAUCGAAAUGACCGCCGGAAGUGGUCCGGCGAUAUCUCUAAAAGGGUUUAGGACAUUAACGAAACGGUUUUUCUGGAACGGCGGCACUGUUCUGCAAUUUACUCCCGAAGGAGUCCGGCCUGGUAUUAUGUCAACAUUGGCGAUGCAGAUAGAUAAACAUUCAAUAGGUUACAUUUCUUAUCAUGGGGGCAUUAGGUCGAUAUUUUCAACGCAAAUUAUUAGGGAUACUGAAAAUAAUAGGUUUAAUUUUUCAAUACAAGUAGGAGUACCACAUUCCUUUUUUCAGUUGCAAUACACCAGAAAAAUGAUGGCCCAAGAAUUGAAAUUAAGGCUGGCAAUCAAGAUGGGUACUUUUGGUGGAGUGGUGGAAUAUGGAGCGGAAAAGCAAGUGUCGAAGCACAGCAAUUUGUCAUUUUCUGUUGUCUGUGGGGUGCCCGCCGGAGUAAAGUUAAAAAUAAGGUUGUCACGUGCAAACCAAGUGUAUUCAUUCCCAAUUCACUUGUGUGAAGAAAUAAUGCCUUCCCCGGUGUUCUACGCUACUGUGGUGCCCCUUAUUUUAUAUGUGGUGGUAAAAAAAGGGGUCGUAGAGCCCUUUCUUAAAGAAGAGAAAUCCAAGAAGUUGGAAAAGCAAAAACAAAAUAAUUUUAAUAAGCUGCUGGAAAAACGGAAAGAAGCGAUGGCAGCCCAAGAUUUAAUGCAAGCAACUUAUACGAGGAUCAAGGAGGAGGAAGAAAAGAAAAAGGGUCUAGUCAUUAUUAAAGCGAUUUAUGGAAAAGUUAUUAAGGAUCAUGGGGAUGCAGAAAUGUCUAGUGACGUCAUAGAUGUCACUGUACCAGUCCAGUGUCUCGUCAAGGAUUCUAAACUGGUUAUACAUGAAAACACCAAGAGCGACUUGCCUGGAUUCUUUGAUGCCGCUCUGGGAGAAGAAAAAAUCUUACAUGUAAUCUACAACUACCAUGAUCAACCCCAUGAAAUUACCAUUAAAGAUAAUGAGUCUCUAAGGUUACCGAGACCCGCCCAUAGGACAAGCGUCACCUAGCGUCGGUCCAAAGGUCCGCAUAGUCACGUAGAUAGACGUAAUCUUGUGAAAAAAAAAUUCAAAAAAAAAAUCAGUUAGAAAUAGAUAAUGAGUAAAAAAAUACGUGAUCGUUGAAAUUGAAUAAUCGUUUGCGCGCUACUGUGUUCAGAGUGAAUUAUGUUGACUACAGUUUCUUUUUUUUUUUUUGUUAUAUUGAAAAAGAUAAUUUAUUUAAAUUUUAUAUGCAACAAUAAAAAGAAUUGUUGAUUGAAA